UAUCGUAGUGACACUGGAUCAUAUUUAUACUCCUUAUAUUGUUAUAGUGUUAAUGUGGGUUUUAUUCGGUUGAUCCAGACAUAAAUCUAUAAAUAUAUUUUUAAAUCUCCUCUAUCUGUAUCUGUAUUAUAAUUGGUAAUAGUUGUAGUCUAAAGACUGUUUCAAAGUGUGAUUUUAAAUGAUAGACGCCAGUUUGUGAGAAGAAAUGAAUUUCGGGUUUUAUAAACGUAUCAAUAAGGAAUGGUCUGAAAUGAUGGUGAACCCUUACCCAGGUAUUUCAUACGGACCCUUCGCUGAUGGCUGGUUAAAUAUGCAAGGUACUAUCGAGGGUCAGCCAGGUACAGUGUAUGAAGGGGGAGUUUUUAGUCUGGAAAUUAAACUAUCAGAUCAAUAUCCAUUCAAAGCUCCGAAAAUAAAAUUUCUAACUAAGAUAUACCAUCCUAAUAUUAGUCGUGAUGGUGUUAUAUCAAUCGAUGUUUUAAGUAGCCACUGGGCACCUUCUCUUACUAUAAAGAAAGUAUUGAUGUGUAUAUUGUUUAUGUUACCGGUACCCAAUCCUGACGAUCCACUCGAACCAGAAAUAGCCAGAAUUUAUCAAACCAAUCCCGAGUUAUAUCAGAAGAUAGCCAGAGAAUGGACUAAACUUUAUGCAUCCUGAAAACUGAAUGAAACCAGUAUCGGGAGAAGCUUGUAGAUUAAUACGAGCACAAUAUCAGUUAAAUAAACUAAACAUUCAGGCUAUGUGAGAGAAAAAAAUCGGUAUAAAAAGUUAUUACUGUGAUGAAAUAAGAAGUGGAAUAUCUUGAAAUAACAAAGUUUAACUGUGUAAAGUUGAAAAAUACUUUGUUUUAUAGUUAUUGAUGUUAACUUUUUAUUCAAACGUUAUUUGAUUAUGACUGUUUUCUAUUUUAGAGAAACUAAUAAUUAACAAUUUAAAUUAUUUCACUGUUUGUGCCACAAUACUGAGGAAUAAAAUAAUAUGAAGAAUAUGUUCUGGGCAUAGAAUAAUUCUAUUUGGGUGUAGAUAUUCAACCAUCAAGAAUGAUAAAUAAAAACAAUAUAU
Molecule: messenger RNA, 1063 nt
Organism: Lottia gigantea (owl limpet)
Lineage: Eukaryota; Metazoa; Mollusca; Gastropoda; Lottiidae
Exons: 6
Coding region: 206-658 (150 amino acids)
Biological process (GO): protein polyubiquitination
Cellular component (GO): nucleus
Molecular function (GO): ubiquitin conjugating enzyme activity
Source: RefSeq, a predicted model, not a curated record